AUGCCGUCGAUAGCUACAGUAACUCAUCUUGAUAAAUUACCUAUGGAAUUAAUUCAUAAAAUUUUAAAUUAUCUUACAUAUCAUGAUAUAUAUCUUUCGCUUUAUAAUAUUAGUACAUAUAUGAAUACAAUAUUACAUACUUAUGAUAAAUAUCAAUUAGAUUUUCAAUCUAUAAGUAUGUCACAAUUUUAUAUUACAUUGAAUCAGAUUAAUCCUUGUCAAGUUAUCUCAUUGACACUUUCAAAUAUGGAUGAAACACCAGGUCAAUUUUCAUUAUUUCUUUCAUUAUUUUCUAUUCAACAAUUUUCUCGUCUUCAAUCACUUCAAUUAAGUCAACCAUUAGGUCCAAUUGAUUUAAACAAGAUCUUAAUUCAUUUACCUACAUUUGAUUCUCUUAAAUCAUUAGCAAUUAUUCAUUGUCAACCAUCAAGUAUUAAUAAAGAAACAUGUAUGCUACUUUCAUCAUUUAUUACUAAUUCAGUAUCACUUCGUCGAUUAUAUUUAUCUGGUAUAUUAAAUAAUAUAUUUGAAUAUAAUAUCAGUUCAUCAAUAGAUCAUCUUUAUUUUAAUGAUAAUAUAUGUAAUACUAUUUCAUUGGGAACUAUUGCAUCUCACAUGCCUCAUUUAAAAUCACUUGAAACAGCAAUUACAUUACAUAUGAAUUAUAAUCAUUUGCAAUCUCUUAUUCAUUUAACACGAUUAACUAUGACGAUAUUUAUUAAUAUGAAAAAUUCUGAUUUAAAAAUUUUAUUACAUAAAAUGCCAACACUGAUAUUUUUAAAAUUAAUCGCAAGUGGAAAACAAUGGUUUGAUGGACAAUUUUGGGAAGAAAAUUUACCAUUAAAUCUUCAAACAUUUCAAUUUAAUUUUUCUACUCAAUCUAUAGUUUUUAAUGAACAAAUGGUUUUAGAAACAUUUCAAACACCAUUUUGGCUUAAGCAAAAAUCUUGGUAUGUUAUGUUAGAUUAUCAAAUGAAUCCUUCAAUGAUACAUCUUUAUUCAUUACCCUAUUGUGAUACACAAUUCUAUUAUCGUCCAUCAAUGAAUCCAUCUCUUAAAUUUCGUUCUUCAAUAUCUAAUAAUGAAUCUUAUAUGAAUAAAGUAACAAGACUUACAAUUGAUUUAUCCACAUUAAUUACAGAGAAUAUUUUUUCAUUAUCAUCAGUUCAUUUUUUUUCAAAUAUUUCUACAUUAACUUUAGCUGAUAAUGAAUGUGAUUUAUCAGUUGAAUUUCUCUUAAAUUUUUUUCAAACAAGUAUUGAUCUUACACAUGUUACUGAAUUAAGAUUAGGACAAUUUCAUCAUCCAGAUUUUAUAAAUAUUCUAUACAAUCGUAUGCCACGAUUAAAAUCUCUUCGAAUAACUGAAAAAUUAUUUAGUAAAUUAGAAAUGCUUGAUUUUCAUAAUAUACAUUCAUUAACCAUAUGUGAUUGUUUAACAAAUAUCGAUCGAAUGUGUUUAAUGUUUCCUAAUAUAAAAUAUCUUUGUGUACGAUUAAUAAUAUUCGAACAUAUACGAAGACUUAUGGAAUUAUUAGAAAAAACUUUAAUUAACAUUACAUUUAGACAUAUAAAUCAAGAAUUACAAGAACAAAUUAUAAAAUGGUUACCAAAAUAUUGUGGUAAACAUCGUCAAUAUUCUUAUAGUAUUGAUCAACAUAUGGAUUUACAUAUUUGGUUAAGCGAUUUUUUUGAAGAUAAUUAG
This is a messenger RNA of Adineta steineri, 1704 nucleotides long. NCBI's taxonomy places the organism in Eukaryota, Metazoa, Rotifera, Eurotatoria, Adinetida, Adinetidae. The record is from the annotation of a GenBank genome assembly.